Molecule: messenger RNA, 3000 nt
Organism: Oncorhynchus masou masou (cherry salmon)
Lineage: Eukaryota; Metazoa; Chordata; Actinopteri; Salmoniformes; Salmonidae
Gene: nus1
Product: NUS1 dehydrodolichyl diphosphate synthase subunit
Exons: 5
Coding region: 181-1026 (281 amino acids)
Cellular component (GO): dehydrodolichyl diphosphate synthase complex; endoplasmic reticulum membrane
Molecular function (GO): ditrans,polycis-polyprenyl diphosphate synthase [(2E,6E)-farnesyl diphosphate specific] activity
Source: RefSeq, a predicted model, not a curated record
AGUUCAGAGGGUAAUGGUUGGAUGAAGAUGGCUGUCGGCAAACGGAGGUGUUGGCAGUAAGCGAAAUGGCUCACAGAACUAGACUCGUGUUUAGCCAUCAUUACUAGACUUGAAAUGCAGAGCUAUAUGCAUUUCUGAUAAUUAUUAUAUUUUGACAUUUUUGUCGAGGAGGGCUGCAUAAUGGUGCACGUGUACGAGUUCAUGUGGCGGGUUUUGCAUGUCCUUCUCCACAUUCAUAGAACGUUUAUCACUUUGUUCCGAAUCUGUCUUCGCAAUUGGAAUGGGCAGCUAUGGUCACGAGCCUUAGCGGCGCUUCUUGUGCCGAUAGCCCUCUCGUUUCCCAAACAGAAAAAACUCGUUCCUGCACCCGGUAAACGCGUUGGUCGUCGGUAUCGCUGGGGGGCGGAUGGGAAAUCCUUGGAGAAGCUGCCUGACCAUAUCGGCUUGUUGAUAGCGGAAGAAGAGCCGAGAUACACAGACAUUGCCAACCUUGUCGUGUGGUGCAUGGCAGUCGGCAUAUCUUAUAUCAGUGUGUACGAUAAUCACGGUGUGUUCAGGAGGAACAACUCCAGGCUGAUGGAGGAGAUCCUGAAGCAGCAGCAGGAGCUCCUGGGUCUGGAAGGCUCCAAGCAGCACUCUGUAGAGUUCCUCAGCAAUGGCACUGCCAAACAGGACCAUCAAGUGCUGUCGUGUCAGUCCGUGGUGAAGGUGCUGUCUCCAGACGAUGGGAAGCUGAGAAUCGUCCAGGCAGCACAGGAGCUGUGUAGAGCUGUGGAACAGCUGGAGAAGACAGCCAAAGACAUCAACGUCACUGUGCUUGACUCUCUACUCAGAGAGUCGAAGACUACACCAGAUCCUGACCUGGUUCUGAAGUUCGGCCCAGUAGAAAGCACCCUGGGGUUCCUGCCCUGGCACAUCAGACUGACAGAGUUCAUCUCCUUACCCUCCCACGUGGAUGUCUCCUAUGAGGACUUAUUCAGCGCCCUUCAGCACUACGCCUCCUGUGAGCAGCGGCUGGGGAAGUGAGUGAUUGGCCAGGCCCCCUUCAGAGGAAGGGGAACGACAGGGGUGGGGUAGGAGCUGCCCUUGCCCCUCCUCCUCCCGGGUCUCUGUUUACAGUGCAGGCGCUAGAGAACAAGCAGACAGCGUACCGCCACAUCAAAUCGCAUGUCCACCACCACUCACUCACUGUUUUUCUGCUCAUCUGGCUCGCCAGGCCACCUCUGUGAGGCAUGCUGGGUAGUACGGGCCCUGCCAAGGUAGCGUCACGCACUGAACAUCUACCCCCGCGUCAGUCGGAUUAACGAGGAACCAACAUCACCUGAAGGACAUGGUUAGCAGUAUGGUAUAAAUCUAGUUUAGCUUCGCUUCUCUCUCUGUUUGCUCUAGAUCCUGCUGUGCCCCUGAGGUAUGGCUGAGGAUGACGUUCUGCUGCUCUGAAGGGUGCGAUGUGUUGAGAGGGAUGUGUGAGGCAAAAUGUUUAAUGCUGAACAACAUUCCUCCACAUCGCUCAUCAGGUCUCUCUAUCUCUGACUACGUGGGGGACCUCCUUGAGGGUUUGAAUGGAAAUUAACUUUAUGUAAGUGUGCUUCAAAUGUAGCGCUUGCUCAAUGUGGUACGAGAGGCUUUGGAACGAGAGCUCUGUAAUCCAUGACUAUACUCUGCACAUGAUGUGAAGGAUGCCCGACUACAUGGUUGUACUUUUUAAGUCUUUAUUCCAAGUUACUAUUGGUGGACUGUGUCUGCUUGUGUACGUGUGUGCAGCUCAGCCAGCAUGUCACACUUAACCUACACUAAAUCCAAUCUUUGCAAUCCAGUGGGAAGAAAGAGAAAGCAGUUGUCUGUAUACAAUGUGACCAUCACUACUCUUUCUAUUGCUCCGUCCAUAAUGUGAAGAUGAUUGCAUAUUGAACGGCCCCGUAAGAAUCCGCAGUGCUGCCUCUGGUUGUUCAUCCAUGUGAAGAUCGACUAACUCUUGUCUGAAAGUGUUGUUGGUCUGCUAUUUCCUUAUCUCAUGAACUCUCUUUAAAACCCAGAUUCAGUGUUUUCUUUCUCUCUGGUUAGAUGGCAUACAGUAGUAUUUUCACCAUCACGCUAACUUUUAAUACCAAUGGGACCCAAUCCUUCACUAGCUAAGGUGCCAGUGGUUGAGUUGUCAUUGGAAGGUUUGGUGGGUUGUUCCACAUAGAGCCUGUCGGUUUAAAUGAUCAAUAAAUGUUACUGAAAACCCAAUAUAUAGAGUGCCUGCUUUGUUUGGAUUGGAUUUCUUUUUAAGACAGACUGACAAUGUCUUGUGAAUAAUCCUCCUUUGAGAUAAAUGGAACGGAUGUAAAUGGUUGAUUUUUGUAGUUGUGUUGUAUGACCUCAUUUUCUGCAUGUCCCCUCACAUGUAAUGUGUUUGGUGAACAAGUGUUGUAUCCCUAGUACUGUAUGCACCAAGAGGUGUCAAGGGCCUGGUGGCUUUUAAACCUCAAAUGAUCAACCUUUGAACAAUUGAAAGAGUCAAGCCAUAGUCCCCUUGGAUUUGUUAGCUGAAAGCCGUGUGACUCGGGAGAGGGACUCCGAUGCAGGUUUCGAGUCUUUCUCAAUUGAUAUGCAGCAAUCAUCCAAAUGCAUGAAAGACGACACCAUCAUUCAAAGGGAAAGCAACUUGAAACGCUUCAUAACUGUCUGAGGUGUGCAGGAGAGCUGCGUCUCCCUGGAUGCUGUGUUUUUAGAUCAAACACACUGGCCCACGCAGCUGAGAGUCGCCCCAACCACUACUGCUACUCCACUCCCUUUCAGAUGCAGCACUUCACACCCUAAACAUCCCCUUCCAAUUGAAGAUGGUUGUGUUUUAGAGGGUUUGCGAUGUCGGCUAUUUCUACAUGAUGUUUUCCAUGCAUUGCAAAAUGUAUUCAACCGUACUGCGAAAGGACUAGGGAAGGUCCAUGUUACCUACUGUCAUCUGCAUAGCUGUACUCUGUCACAUACUUGCAGGUGCAGCAAAAUUCUUGUUAU